Messenger RNA from Acomys russatus (golden spiny mouse), 1409 nucleotides. It is a transcript of the gene Plek2, whose product is annotated as pleckstrin 2. Gene Ontology annotation, biological process: intracellular signal transduction; actin cytoskeleton organization. The record is from RefSeq and is a predicted model, not a curated record. Lineage: Eukaryota; Metazoa; Chordata; Mammalia; Rodentia; Muridae. Bases 200 to 1261 code for a protein of 353 amino acids. Gene Ontology annotation, cellular component: plasma membrane. The transcript has 9 exons.
GGGGAAGGGUUGGCCGACUGGACCCCUGGUGUGGAAAGGUUCAUGCAGAAGUCCCGACGGGGCCAGACUUCCUGCCCGCGGGGCCCAGGGCUCUGGCACUGGACUCGCGCCAGGAGGCGUCGCCAGGAGGGAGCGGCUUCCUGGGCGCGGGAGGCACCGGCGGCGGCGAGCGCUGGGACAGCUCACCUGGACCGGCGACAUGGAGGACGGCGUGCUCAAGGAGGGCUUCCUCGUGAAGAGGGGCCAUAUUGUCCAUAACUGGAAGGCACGAUGGUUCAUCCUCCGUCAGAACACGCUCCUGUAUUACAAGCUAGAGGGUGGCCGGCGAGUGACCCCACCCAAGGGAAGGAUCGUCCUGGACGGCUGCACCAUCACUUGCCCCUGCCUGGAGUAUGAAAACCGGCCGCUCCUCAUAAAGCUGAAGACCCGGACUUCCACUGAGUACUUCCUGGAGGCCUGUUCUCGAGAGGAGAGAGACUCCUGGGCCUUUGAGAUAACGGGGGCUAUCCACGCGGGACAGCCGGGGAAGAUCCAACAACUCCACAUACUGAAAAACUCCUUCAAGUUGCCCCCCCACAUCAGCCUGCAUCGAAUCGUGGACAAGAUGCAUGACAGCAGCACUGGAAUCCGGCCAUGCCCCAACAUGGAGCAGGGAAGCACCUACAAAAAGACCUUCCUGGGCUCCUCCCUGGUGGACUGGCUCAUCUCCAGCAGCUUUGCAGCCAGCCGUCUCGAGGCAGUGACUCUGGCCUCCAUGCUUAUGGAAGAGAACUUCCUCAGGCCGGUAGGGGUCCGGAGCAUGGGAGCUUUUCGCUCUGGGGAUCUGGCUGAACAGUUUCUGGAUGACUCCACAGCCCUGUACACUUUUGCUGAAAGCUAUAAGAAGAAGGUAAGCCCCAAAGAGGAAAUCAGCCUCAGCACCAUGGAGUUAAGUGGCACAGUGGUUAAACAAGGCUACCUAUCCAAGCAGGGGCACAAGAGGAAAAACUGGAAGGUGCGCCGAUUUGUUCUGAGGAAGGACCCAGCUUUUCUGCAUUACUAUGACCCUUCGAAAGAAGAAAACAGGCCAGUAGGUGGAUUUUCUCUUCGUGGUUCCCUUGUGUCUGCUCUGGAAGACAAUGGUGUUCCUACUGGAGUUAAAGGGAAUGUCCAAGGAAAUCUCUUCAAAGUGAUUACGAAGGAUGAUACACACUAUUAUAUACAGGCCAGCAGCAAGGCUGAGCGAGCAGAGUGGAUUGAAGCUAUCAAGAAGCUAACAUGACCUCUGGGAGCAGGACCAGGGUCCUCAUCAGCUGAUACAGAUGGGACUUCCUGGAGAACUGGAGGACAAGACAGACUGGGCUGGGGAUGUGGCUCCAGCGGUACAGGACCUGCCUGGCCGCAGGUUCAAUUCAUAUGUGUGUAUAUGU